ACUGGGGAAGCAGCAGCUCGGCCCGGCUGCUGUUUCUGUUCAGUCAUAAACAGUUACAACUACAGUAACAACAGUUUUUAGUUUGUAGUUUUAUCAUUCACCUAUUUAUUAUUUCUUAACAAAUGGCUGAGACAGGACGCCGGGACUCUUCUGAGCGAGAGGGCCUGUCCACCUCGGUAACUCACUACGGCUCCACAGACAGCAGCGGCGAACAUGAACCCCAGAGUAACAGUCGUGACAGCAACCAUAACAACCACAGGUUUCCCACGGCAACAGCAGGUCACUGGGUCACGGCUGAUCAGGAAGAGGAAGCCAUCCGCAGGAAGCUGAAGUACUUCUUUAUGAGCCCUUGUGAUAAAUACCAUGCCAAGGGCCGUAAACCUUAUAAGCUGAUCCUGCAGCUGCUCAAGAUCAUAAUUGUCACAGCUCAGUUGGUGCUUUUCGGCCUCAGUAACCAGGUGGUGGUGACCUUCAAAGAGGAGAACACCAUGACCUUCAAGCACCUCUUCCUUAAAGACUAUGAUGAGUCUUCAGAUGACUCUUUUGCUGUUUACACACAACAGGACGUCUAUGACCACAUUUUCUACGCUGUGGAGCAGUAUCUGGCCCUACCAGAGACCACAGUGGGACGUUAUGCAUAUGUCUACAACGUUGGUGUGAAUGGCAGCGCGCUGUCACUCUGCCAGCAGUACUACAAGAAGGGACGCAUCGACCCAGCCAACGACACCUUCAGCAUCGACCCUCGCAUCAUCACAGACUGUAUAGGUGUGAACCCUUUGUCGGUCCCUCCAGCUCCACUCACCAACAGCUACAAGAACUUUACACUCAAGUUCCACAAGCUGAUUAAUGUGACCAUACAGUUCCAGCUGAAGGCGAUUAAUAUACAGACUAUCAUCAACAAUGAGAUCCCAGACUGCUACACUUUUUACAUCACAAUAGUUCUGGACAACAAGGCUCACAGCGGAAAAGUUAAGAUCCGGUUAGAAAACCAGGCAUCAAUAAAGGAAUGUCGAGAUCCGAGUGUGUCUGGACAGGCUGAGAACUAUACACGUGUGGCGUUUGAUGUCGCUGUGGCUCUGGUGUGUAUGCUGUCACUGCUGCUGUGUGGACGCUCCAUACUGAGAGGCAUCAUGCUGCAACAGGAGUUUGUGCAGUUCUUCAGGGAGACUCUGGACCGUAGAGUAUGCUGGUCAGACCGCCUUGAGUUUAUUAACGGCUGGUACAUUCUCCUCAUCAUCAGCGACAUCCUCACCAUCACUGGCAGUAUCAUCAAAAUCGGCAUUGAGUCUAAGAAUUUGUCCUCCUAUGACCUUUGUGGCAUCCUCUUAGGGACGUCCACUCUCUUAGUGUGGGUGGGAGUCAUUCGCUACCUCACAUUCUUCCAGAAGUACAAUAUCCUGAUCGUAACACUUCGAGCAGCGUUCCCCAAUGUGAUUCGGUUCUGCUGCUGCGUUGCCGUCAUCUAUCUGGGCUACUGCUUCUGUGGAUGGAUUGUCCUGGGACCGUACCAUGUCAAGUUCCGCUCUUUGUCCAUGGUGUCAGAGUGUUUGUUCUCCCUCAUUAAUGGGGACGACAUGUUCGUGACGUUCUCGGAGAUGCAGGAGAGCAGCACUCUGGUGUGGCUCUUCAGCCAGGUUUAUCUUUACACCUUCAUCUCCCUCUUCAUCUACAUGGUGCUGUCUCUGUUUAUCGCUCUCAUCACCGGAGCUUACGAGACCAUCAAGCACCAAACACAAGAGCCCAUCCACAUCACGGACCUGCACGCCUUCAUAGCAGAGUGUACGGAUGCACCGAGCUCUGGGAAGUUCAGAGGUCUGGAAACCUCACCGUGCUCCUUCUUCUGCUGCUGUGACAGAACGACAACAUAUGAAGAUGUCCUACUGGUGAAUUGAAGUUGACCUCAACGACCUCAAAAGUCUCACUUGCCCCCCCUACUGGCCAAUGAGGCACAUUACACACUCCUGAAGGCACUGUGUCUGCAUCAGUGAACUGAAUCUGGGUCAACCCUCUGAUGGGGGAGUCGCCAUCAGCUGGACCAGCGCUCUAGAGUCUCCUUACAGGACCUUUAUUUUUUCCGCUUUUGACUCCGUGGAGAAGGACCCGACUUCACUUCUGUAUGAACGGGACUCAUGGAUGACUAGUGCACAGACAUUUCUCUAGUUUCUUGUUUGUUUGUAAGACAAAAUACAGUAUUUUUUCUGUUAAAUGAUGCACAAUGCUGAUCCAGCAGCAUGGCCUGUUGUUAAGAGACCAGGUGAGCCAUAAUGAUGACUGCAGCACUGCCUACUCGGUGCUGACUCUUUUUAUUUUUCCUUUUAUAGAAUUUCACUACAGUUACCUCCUAAGAAUCUCCCAAAGCUGUAUUUAACAUUUUCUUACACAUAGCUCUUUGAUUUGAAAUAAUAUAACGUCUCUUACACUUUGAAAACUACAAGAGUGAUGAUGGGACGUUCAAACAGAAUGAGAGAAGAAAAUUUGUUGUAGUCUGCCUUUUUUGGACAAUCAGAUCAAUAGAAUUCAGAGAUAUAUUCAAAAACAGGACCACAAAUAGAUGUACAGUGUGAGAUUUCAGAUGUGGAAUUGACUUGUUUUAUAUAUAUAUAAAGUUUCAAACAGCGUCUUUAGCUGCAUCAUGUUGCCUUCAAACGUGGACUCUAGUUUUUGUUUUUAUUGCUGCACUUUGUUGCUCUAGUGAACUGUGUGAUGUGAUACGAUGCUUUUAUCUCAGUAAUGAUCAGUAUAAUGGGAUGCAGUCACUCACUAAUGAAGCUCUCAGCAAUCCCUGUGGUUGGCUACAAGGCAAAGCUGCUCUCCUGACCGAUGAGCAUGUUUCUUUAAUGAUGUGAAAGUAUUAUCAAGAAAAUACAACUUCAUCCUUUGUGUAGAAGUUAUGUGUUAUACCCCUCCUGUCCUUUGAUGGGAAACACUGAUGGCCAUUAACAAACUGCUUCUGACAUGUUUUCAGUGAAAAAAGUUUGGACUUUAAGGAAAAAUAAUAAUGUCCUGUCAUUGUAGUUCGCAGAGCUUUUUAGUCUUUUUGCUGUUUUUAUAAUGAUGUCUUGUCUAAAACUGUUGUUUAGUGACUUGAUCUUUUUGUGGAAGCUUGAAUAAUGGUGAUUCUAUUUGUCUUUGGACCAUAAAACGCACAAUAGUUCAAGGAGUCUCACGGUCUGAAGGUUGUUUGGAGAGAUGAUCUCUGAUUAAUGGAGCCAGCAGUAAUUUUUGUCUGAUAAGCUAAGCACUGUCAUAUUGAAGCCAAAAACAUCUCAUGGAAAUUGGAUUUAGAUGGUAAAUGUGUGCCAAAUUCAUCCAUGGCCUUAACAUUAGUUAGUAUAACAUGUUUAAUAUUGUCUUGUAUUACCAAGAUGUACCUUUCCUACAGUUUGAUGUUUGAUGGAGUCUUGUUUUUUGUACAAAUUAUCUGCACUUGAGCUGUACCUGAGAGAUGCAUUAAGUUGUCCUGAAGUCAUUUGUCUGCUGCCAGAUAAACUGCCAAACUGCAGAUUACAGUUUCCCAGGUCGUCUUUGAUAUUAAAAGUGUUUUAUGCGUCA
This is a messenger RNA of Amphiprion ocellaris (clown anemonefish), 3552 nucleotides long. RefSeq names its product mucolipin TRP cation channel 1a (gene mcoln1a). The record is from RefSeq and is a predicted model, not a curated record. Bases 123 to 1892 code for a protein of 589 amino acids. Gene Ontology annotation, molecular function: NAADP-sensitive calcium-release channel activity. Gene Ontology annotation, cellular component: lysosomal membrane; plasma membrane. NCBI's taxonomy places the organism in Eukaryota, Metazoa, Chordata, Actinopteri, Pomacentridae. The transcript has 14 exons.